UCGGGCCAUGAGCCUAACGCUGCCCAAGGACCUCCUGCGGGAGGCCGGCCUGGCCAAGAGGCGGCACGCCGAGCAGGCCCGGCUGAAGCGGAUCUUCAACGCCCGGGACAGGAUCACCGGGGGAGACACACAUGCCUGGAAUGCUCAGAUUCAGGAACAGAAGCUGAGAGAAGCAACUGAAAAAACAAGAGAGGAAACCUAUGCUGCAGAAAUUAGGCACAAUGACAAAGUCAUGUGCAUAGUAGAAGGCCGGGAAAGGAGAGACAAGAAAAAUUUCUGCAAAUUUAUCAAUGACUUCCAGCAGAACUUCCAAAAGCCAGAAACUCGUCGGGAAUUUGACCUGUCUGACCCACAUGCCCUUAGGAAAGCACUUCCAGCUGGGAUUUCAGGUGAUAGCCAGAACGCAGUCAUGGGAAUGCAUAAGUUCAUGGGAGAGGAUUUAAACUUCCGGGAGAGGAAGAAGUUCCAACAGGAACAGAACAGAGAGUGGUCCUUACAGCAGCAGCAGGAAUGGGAGAGAGCCCGGGCCGACCACAAGAUGGCAGGUAGGGAAAGGGACUUGCAUACGCAGGCAAGGCUGCAGGCUGAUGAGGUGGCUAUGCACCUGCAGAGGCUGCAGCUCGCCACGCAGAGGGCGGUCAAUGCGGCUGUGAAAGAAUUCAACAAGAACCAGGUCAUGGAGUUGGCAGAAAGGAAAAGGCUGAAGAAGAUAAAAGAGGAAGAGGACAACCAGGCUGAGAUCUCUGCCAUGCUGCACAGAGACCAGUCCUCUGAGAACCUGGAGCAGGUGGUGGGCGCCUUCGGGUCUCAGCGGCUCAUCCCUAGCUGCUGGAAGGGCAUGAGCCAGGAGCAGCUGCGGGAGAUACGCCUCACUCAGAAGCAGCAGAUCCAGGAGAAGCAGCGGCUCCAGGAGGAAGAACAGCAGCGCAGCAUGGAGUGGGACCAGCAGAGGAUUCAGAAGGCCCGUGCUACCCUACUGCACGAGCGGCAGCAGCAGCGCCUGCAGCGGGACCUGCGCAGGGCCCUGGACAGCAGCAACCUCAGCCUAGCCAAGGAGCAAAAUCUCCAGAAAAAAUACAACAAAGAAGCCUAUAUAAAUCAACCCACAGGAGACUAUUUUGCACAGUUUAAUACAAGAAGCCGAUAA
This is a messenger RNA of Perognathus longimembris pacificus (Pacific pocket mouse), 1147 nucleotides long. RefSeq names its product RIB43A domain with coiled-coils 2 (gene Ribc2). The record is from RefSeq and is a predicted model, not a curated record. The transcript is spliced from 7 exons. Lineage: Eukaryota; Metazoa; Chordata; Mammalia; Rodentia; Heteromyidae. Bases 8 to 1147 code for a protein of 379 amino acids.